UUCGACACAACUCAACUCAGGAGCAUGUAAACAAAACCACGUGUCCAGGCAGGAGCUUUGCGUAUUGAUCAUAACAAUCGAUGCAUGAAUGUGUUGACUGGUCUGGUUAACCCAGCUGGUUGGAGUGGCAGGAGGAAGUCGCAUAGAGAACUUCACAUCUCAGGGUAAAAAUGUCAAAAAGUGAUGAUGAAAUGCCACCUUUGGAAGAUGACCUGACACCUGUCCAUCAGCUCACAUCUGCAUCCGCCCAAGUCAGAUGUGCUGCUCACUCCACACCUCCAGCCACCAACAUAUCUGCCAUCCACAUUGACUCAGAGUCCUCAGAUGAAGAUGAGUGGCUUGAGAUGGAGGAGGAAGGAGAGGAGGAGAAAGGCUGUGCAACUUGCCUGUUCUGUGAGGCAAUGGAGAAAAACAGCACAGCUCUUCUGGCACACAUGCUUGACUCACAUGGCUUUGACUUAGUGCAGUUUGUGUGCAAUGCCGGACUGGACCAGGUUGCCUACAUCAAGUUGGUCAAUUAUGUGAGGGCCACCAAGCCUUCCCCUGAGGAACUGGUGGUUCUUAAGGACACUCCCUGGGAUGAAGCAACACAUCUGACACCUGUAUUGAAAGAUGAUCUCCUCCUUAUGUUUGAUGUGGAGGGACUUCCAGGGAGACAAAAUGAGGUGGAGGAGGACAUGGGGAGGAGCUGUGAGGGUGCAAGCAGAGAGGAACUAACACGCAUUGUGUUAAGACAGAGGGAGGUGCUGCAGCGACUUCUUCAGGCAGCAGCUUGUCUUGCUGAUGGGAAGAAGCAGGAAGGUUGGCAGCGGACUGUAGCAGACAGGAGGCCAGAGGAAGAUGAAGGUUACUUCAACUCCUAUGCCCAUUUUGACAUUCACCAUGAGAUGCUCUCAGAUCGAGUGAGAACUGAGGCUUAUCGUGAUGCUAUUCUUGGAAACACUGAGCUGCUGAAGGGGAAGAGAGUGCUAGACUUGGGCUGUGGUACUGGUAUCCUGUCCCUCUUCAGUGCCAAGGCAGGAGCCACAGUGACAGCAGUGGACAUGUCAGACGUCAUAUACCAAGCCAUGGAAAUUGCAAGGGAAAAUAAAAUGGACAAGGCCAUAACAUUCAGCAAGGGAAGACUGGAGGACCUGGAGCUCCCCACCAAAUACCACUGCAUUGUGUCUGAGUGGAUGGGAUAUUUCCUGUUGUUUGAAGGCAUGUUGGACUCCGUACUUUAUGCUCGGGAUCACCACCUCAUGCCUGGGGGUAUUCUAAUGCCCAACCGCUGUUCCCUCCACCUGCUGGGCAUUGAAGAUCUGGAAUCACACAAGAAGCUGAUAACCUUUUGGGAUGAUGUGUAUGGAUUCAGAAUGAGCUGCUUGAGGCGAGAAGUAGUAAAGGAAGCAUCAACUGAUGUAGUUAAAGGAGCCUGUGUUCUAACCAGUGCAGCCCAAAUUGCUGAGUUCAACCUCAUGACUGCCCAGCCGAGUGAUACAGAAUUCUCCUGCCCAUUCUCUCUCACUGCCAAGAGGGAUGGGCAGAUGACCGGAUUUGCUGGGUACUUUGAUGCUCACUUUGACUUGCCGUGCCCUGUGACUCUCCCCACAGGACCAAAUUCUACUCCAACACACUGGAAACAGACCAUCUUCUACUUGCCACAUCCUCAGUCUGUUACUAAAGGUGAGCUGCUGGCAGGUCAUAUCAGUGUGAGACGAAAGAGGCGUGAGGUGCGGAGUUUAGAAGUGACAAUCACCUGGGGCGACCAGACCUUCAAGUACCUGGUGGAGUGAGCCAAAUAAGUGCCAGCAUUGUAUGUUAACAGCAGCUGGUAGGCACAUACUGUGUGCCAGCGCCAUAUAUUCACAGUGGCAAUUUAAGAAAAUCACUGUGGGCAUAUUUUGACUGGGAGGUUUUUCAUACUUACUCACACACCU
This is a messenger RNA of Scylla paramamosain (green mud crab), 1919 nucleotides long. RefSeq lists its product as uncharacterized. The transcript is spliced from 11 exons. The coding region runs from base 171 to 1775 and encodes 534 amino acids. Gene Ontology annotation, biological process: peptidyl-arginine methylation. Lineage: Eukaryota; Metazoa; Arthropoda; Malacostraca; Decapoda; Portunidae. Gene Ontology annotation, molecular function: protein-arginine N-methyltransferase activity. The record is from RefSeq and is a predicted model, not a curated record. Gene Ontology annotation, cellular component: nucleus.